UGGCUCCAGCUCCGCCGCUCGUCACCUUUGAUCGGCGCAGAGGGAAGAAGCUUUCCGGGGAUUUAAACACGAUGAAGAUCCGAAGUCAACGGCCAACAAGUGACGUGCGACACGCAGGGCUGUGGGGGGGACUGUAACCAGCCCACCACGUCUGCGGGGGGAACUCGCCGCGCACGGAAAACGGUCACGAGUGCGCGGAAGUUUGUGUUUACUGAUGUUGUGGUAGCUAGCUGGCUGGCCCUGUUAGCUUGUUAGCGAGGGAGGUGCGCGCUGCGUGCACGGCUCAGUAUUCACAACUUAACGUGCGAGUUGGAAACUCCAUUUGGAAACUAACGUUUGAAACGUUUCGUCUGUAAUAGCGUCUGUUUGUUUGCGUGGCUGCCAAACUCCUGUAACGUUAGUGCGGGCCACGAGCUUUGAAUCUUGAGCGGUCGUGUCUCACGCGCUGAUUCGCAGAGAAAGGAAAACGCACGAUCACGCAUCGAGUCACGAUCCCGCAGGUACAGCUCACCGAGCCAUCUCCGUUUACCCCCUGGUACGAAUGACUGAUCAGGCUGACAGCUCCGGACCUCUCGACCCGUCCCCCCCUAUAGUUCAAUGUCUUCGUCCGUGAUGGGCCCCUUGCUCGGCUUGUGAGACGCGUGGAAACCGAUCGGAAGUCUAUUACCAUGGGAGGAUGUGUCGGGAGAUACUGGGAGGGCUGGGAGGACACACACAGCCGAGGGUCGUCCAGGAACGGGGGGCGAGGAGGACGUAAUGAGCCUCUAAAGAAAGAGAGGCCCAAGUGGAAGAGCGACUACCCGAUGACGGAGGGCCAGCUGCGGAGCAAGCGGGACGAGUUCUGGGACACAGCGCCGGCAUUCGAGGGCCGUAAAGAGAUCUGGGACGCCCUGAAAGCCGCAGCUGUGGCGCUGGAGUGCAAUGACCACGAGCUGGCCCAGGCUAUAGUGGACGGAGCCAGUAUCACACUGCCACACGGUACUCUCGGAGAGUGUUACGAUGAACUCGGGAACCGCUACCAGCUGCCCGUCUACUGCCUGGCUCCACCCAUCAACCUCAUCUCAGAACGCAACGACGAUGACCCCAGCGACAGCCCCGAACCCACCGUAGCCCCCAAAAAGGAAUUCCAGCUCAAGGUACGACUGUCCACAGGUAAGGACCUGCGCCUCAGCGCCAGCAUGUCUGACACCAUCGGGCAGCUCAAGAAGCAGCUGCAGGCCCAGGAGGACAUUGACGCCACCCACCAGCGCUGGUUCUUUUCCGGCAAGUUGCUCACGGACAAGUCGCGGCUGCAGGACACCAAGAUCCAGAAGGACUUUGUCAUCCAGGUCAUUGUCAACCCACAGGCCCUCCAAGCCCUCCAAGCCCCCAAGCCCUCACCCCCCUCACCCCCCCCAAGUGAAUAACGAAGAACAAAGGGGGGACGAUGCAGUGGGUGGCCGACACGAGCAGAGCGGAGGUGCCUCUGAAUGCUGGAUUGAGAUAGAACUGAACUGUGGAGGUGCGUAAAAAAAUCGACAUGAGGGAGAAACUCUUAAGUGCUGCUUUCUUUUAUCUAUCAC
Molecule: messenger RNA, 1562 nt
Organism: Pleuronectes platessa (European plaice)
Lineage: Eukaryota; Metazoa; Chordata; Actinopteri; Pleuronectiformes; Pleuronectidae
Gene: ubtd1b
Product: ubiquitin domain containing 1b
Exons: 4
Coding region: 669-1406 (245 amino acids)
Molecular function (GO): protein binding
Source: RefSeq, a predicted model, not a curated record